GCCAAUUACAUUUAGACACGAGGGGAACCUACAAUGACUCUGGGCGUACCUGAUCUCUUCUCCUUCAACCCUCUCGUAUCACCGAGCCUCCACCAGUAAGCCACCAAAAACCCUCCCAAACUCUCUUCUUCGCAGUUUCAGACAAGAACAAGAUGGUGAGCAAAAGACAGAGAGAAGCUCGCAAAAGAUAUAAAGCAGAGCACCCUGAACUAUUCCCAAAGCCAGAGCCUACUCCCCCAAAAGACCCGAACAAGAAGAAGAAAAAGAAGAGCAAUUUCAAACGCAGGAAGGUAGAAGAGAAUGACCCAAACAGACCCAUCAAAAAGGGUUUUAAGAAACACCCACUUAGAGUACCUGGUAUGAAGCCUGGUGAAAGCUGUUUCAUCUGUAAAGACAAAGGCCAUAUUGCUAAGCUUUGCCCCGAGAGAGCUCGGUUGGACAAGAAAACGAUAUGUUUGCUCUGCAGAAGACGUGGGCAUAGUUUCAAGAAUUGCCCUGACAAGAACAAUGAAGCUGUAGAGAAGAAAAUGUGUUACAAUUGUGGAGAAACCGGCCAUUCGCUCGCUAAUUGCCCCCAACCUCUUCAAGAUGGAGGAACUAAAUUUGCUAGUUGCUUCAUCUGCAAUGAGACCGGACAUUUGAGCAAGAACUGUCCUAAAAGUACUCAUGGGAUAUAUCCCAAGGGUGGCAGUUGUAGAAUAUGUGGUGGUGUAACACAUUUGGCAAGACAUUGUCCAAACCAAGGCAACAGAGAUUCUGUAGCUGCUGCUACAAAAUUUGAAGAAAGGCCAAGAGUGACCAAAUUUGUGAGUGGGGAUGAUCUUGAGGAUGAUUUCAUGGUCGGUGAAACACAUAGUGGUAAAAAAGAUAAGUUGAGAGAAUUCUCAACCCUUGCGAACGCGGCGUCUGGAAUGGCCGUCAAUGACGAAUGUAAGCUGAAGUUCUUGGAGCUAAAAACGAGGAGGAACCAUCGAUUCAUCAUCUUCAAGAUUGAGAAUCAAGAAGUAGUGGUAGAGAAAGCUGGGAGCCCGGAGGCAACCUAUGAGGAUUUCACCUCUUCUAUGCCUGCUGAUGAGUGCCGCUAUGCUGUCUUUGAUCUUGAUUUCACAACUGAUGAGAAUUGCCAGAAAAGCAAGAUUUUCUUCAUUGCAUGGUCUCCAGAUACAUCAAAAGUGAGGAGUAAGAUGGUGUAUGCAAGCUCCAAAGACAGAUUCAAGAGGGAAUUGGAUGGGAUUCAAGUUGAGUUGCAAGCCACGGAUCCUAGUGAAAUGAGCUUUGAUAUUGUAAAAGCUCGAGCUCUUUGAACUCUCUCAUUUCUUUCCAUUUACACACGAUCUUCUCCUUUACAGUUUUACAUUUUCUGAUGAGAAGCCCAUUUUCUUUUUUUUCUUUUUUGUCUUUUAAUUUUCGUUUUCUUUCUCUUUUAUUUGCAUUGGUUAUAUACCAAACUUGUAAUUUAAUGUAGUAUUAUAUAUUGUUUUGUCUGAUUA
Ziziphus jujuba (common jujube) is the source of this 1490-nucleotide messenger RNA. RefSeq names its product actin-depolymerizing factor 7. The transcript has 8 exons. Gene Ontology annotation, cellular component: cytoplasm; actin cytoskeleton. Gene Ontology annotation, biological process: actin filament depolymerization. The record is from RefSeq and is a predicted model, not a curated record. Gene Ontology annotation, molecular function: zinc ion binding; nucleic acid binding; actin filament binding. Bases 153 to 1304 code for a protein of 383 amino acids. NCBI's taxonomy places the organism in Eukaryota, Viridiplantae, Streptophyta, Magnoliopsida, Rosales, Rhamnaceae.